Melanotaenia boesemani (Boeseman's rainbowfish) is the source of this 8102-nucleotide messenger RNA. It is a transcript of the gene pde3a, whose product is annotated as phosphodiesterase 3A, cGMP-inhibited. NCBI's taxonomy places the organism in Eukaryota, Metazoa, Chordata, Actinopteri, Atheriniformes, Melanotaeniidae. Gene Ontology annotation, biological process: positive regulation of oocyte development; oocyte maturation. The record is from RefSeq and is a predicted model, not a curated record. The transcript has 14 exons. Bases 691 to 3804 code for a protein of 1037 amino acids. Gene Ontology annotation, cellular component: cytosol. Gene Ontology annotation, molecular function: 3',5'-cyclic-AMP phosphodiesterase activity.
AUUUGGGGGUUUCACUGCUGCUUAUUGUGUGGAGUAAUAACUUGGGGGUGUGAAUUAGCUGAGACUCGCGGCUGGUUGGAGAGCUGGUGACAAACACUCCGGAUUUGCGCGUCAAAAACGCCGAGCAACGACCUGGCGGACAUUCAUUCCAGCAGCUCAAUUCCCUCAGCUGCGGUUAAUUCUCGGAAGCACAGAACGAUUGUAUUAUUUCAAGAGGAACCGGGAAGUGGACAGACAAGUCGUUUAUGGCUGAAUGGUCACGAAGUGGAGCUUGUGUUUUGGACAGACUGUUGCUGCUGCACAGACGGGGCCGUGGUGGAGCCACAAAGCAAAGAGAAUGACAGAACAAGUCAAAGAAGACGGCGCGCCACAAAGGAGGGCAAAGCGGGACAUGCGUGCACAGAGAAGCAGUGCACUAGAUCUGUAAAGCUUCUGACUUGUUCUGUCAUCCAGGCGCCUUUUUAUGCAGUUUGGAGCAGCAGUUCCUCAUCCCGCACCUGGAAAACAAAGACAAUGCAUUCCCUGGCAGCACACGUCCAUGCGUAAAUGGAGAGACACAUGUGCGUAUUCCAAUUCCAAUGUGCCUACAAUAAAUGCUGUUUGUUUUGUCAUUAACUCCAGUCCUGUCUCAUGACCACAGUGGUAUAGAUGCUUUAUCGACUUCCUCAUACUUCAUAUCUGCCAUGAGUGAUGGCGAUGCCUGCAGAGGCUUACAGUACCGGUGCGCAGAGCAGCACCUAUGAGAAAAGCUUCAGCGCACCGGAUCGCAAUGGUUAUGUGAAAACAUUUGUCAUCCCAGUGUGCCGUGACCGAGACUAUGAGACGUGGAUGAGGCUAAUGUGCACGAAAAUAUGGAGUUCCCAGAGACUCCGGAGUGCGGUGUGCGUGGGGUCGCUGUCUGUAUUUCUCGCUUUGUUGGUCAAAUAUGCAGACUGGGAAACUGAGGCCAGCAGCAGCGCUGACAGCUCACUCUCCCUUUCAUCAUCUCCUCUUCAGUUUGUUUCAGGCUGCGCGGCAGAGCUGUUGCAAACUUGCUGGAGUGUGGUUUCGCCAUUGUUCACACUCGUAUGUGCCUUCUUUUGGGUCGGCGUGUACCUAAUCCGCUGUGGGGUGCUAAUCCAGACCGCCCUCUCCCUCCUGACCUUGUGCCACCUGGGCGAAAUAGCGGCGUGGUCUCUUCUCGACGGGACAGAUGAGCAGCUGUUUUCAUUCACGACAGCGGCCGUGGUCGUGCUCAUCUGCGUGGCCACCGGCGCACUCAUGGUAGCGCGGCUGAAUCAGGGCAUUUCGGUCAUCGUUUUCAUCAGUAUAGUUAGGACUGUCUCACUCCUCUCGCUGCACAAAGUGCGGGCCACUUGGAGACCGUACGUAGCGUACCUGGUUGGAGUGCUGGGCAUCCUGCUGGCGAGAUAUGCUGACAAGCUCCUUCCCGGUCAAGGGAGACACAAGGAGGGCUGUACCCCUGUGACUGGAGCCAGGGAAGAGAUCCCUGUAUUUAAAAGGCGCAGGAGGUCCAGUUCUGUGAUAGCCUCAGACAUGGCGCACAGUCAGCCUAACAGCAAGUCACAUCGCCGGACCUCUCUGCCAUGCAUCCAGAGGGACCAGAUGCUCCCCCGCUCAGACUGGGACCACAAGAGAGGCCCCCGAGGAUCACAGUCAUCGGGCACAAGUGUCAUGGUGGACAUAGCAGUAAUGGGAGAGGCCCACGGACUGAUCACAGACCUGCUGGCUGACCCCUCUCUGCCACCCAACACCUGCACGUCGCUGCGGGCCGUCAGCAACCUACUAACCACCCAGCUUACCUUCCAACCGCUGCACCGACCACGGCCCACCUCCUUACUGAACCCCAGCGAUGCCUACACCUGCUCUGACUCAGAGGAGGGACCUGAGAAAGGAGAGAAGACGUCCAUACAUAAGCGUCUGAGGCGGAGCCUCCACCCUGGUCUUCUAAGGAGGAUUUCUUCCACAUGGACCACCACCACCUCUGCCACAGGACUGCCUACCAUUGAGCCGGGGCCUGUCCGAAGAGACCGCAGCGCCAGCAUCAAACCCUACCAUGAAACACUUACCUGCAGUUGUGGGAGACCGUAUAUUAGACUGAACCAUGGGGAGGGCUCUAUAGACAAGGGUGACCGGAUACCACGAUCAGCAGAGGACCAAGCGGUUGUGUCAUCAGACUAUGACAGCACACACGAAGCCAACCACAGUGACAGCAGUGAUGUAGCACACACAGAGGAAGACAGAGAGGAAAGGAAAAACCCCUCCCAGAGUGUCAUCCUCCACCCACUAAUACCUCCUGAGGACAAACCAAUUCUGGCACCAGAGCCAUUAGUAAUGAAAGAUUUGGAGCCUUUGACGAGUCAGCUUAAUAAUUGGAACUUCCCUAUCUUUGACUUGAUGGAGAAGACGAAUGGGAAAUGUGGACGUAUCCUCAGUCAGGUAUCUUACAGGCUUUUUGAAGACACAGGCCUGUUUGAGACCUUUAAGAUCCCUGUAAAAGAAUUCAUGAACUACUUCCAUGCCCUUGAGAAUGGUUACAGAGACAUACCAUAUCACAACAGGGUCCAUGCCACAGAUGUGCUUCAUGCAGUUUGGUACCUCACCACACAGGCUGUGCCUGGUUUGCCCAGCCUCAUCACUGAUCACAGCUCUGCCAGUGACUCAGACUCUGACAGUGGAAUAACACACAGUCAUAUGGGCUUCCUGGUUUCUAAGACUUACACUGUGUCAGAGGAUGGUUAUGGCUGCCUGUCUGGCCUUAUACCUGCUCUGGAACUUAUGGCCCUUUACGUGGCUGCUGCAAUGCACGACUACGAUCAUCCAGGGAGGACAAACGCUUUCCUCGUGGCCACCAGCGCCCCACAGGCAGUGCUCUACAAUGACCGCUCGGUUCUGGAAAACCACCACGCUGCCUCAGCUUGGAACCUCUUUAUGUCACAGCCAGAGUACAACUUCCUUGUCAACCUGGACCAUGUUGAGUUCAAACGUUUCCGUUUCCUGGUUAUCGAGGCCAUACUGGCCACUGACCUAAAGAAGCACUUUGACUUUCUUGCUGAGUUCAAUGCCAAGGUGGGCGAUGAUCCGUCUACAGGCAUCGACUGGUCUAAUGAGAAUGACAGGUUGCUGGUAUGCCAGAUGUGCAUUAAACUGGCUGAUAUCAAUGGGCCACUGAAGCACAAGGAUCUACAUCUCCAGUGGACUGAGGGCAUUGUCAACGAGUUCUAUGAACAGGGUGACGAGGAGUCCAGCCUGGGUCUCCCUGUCAGUCCCUUCAUGGAUCGAGCAGCACCCCAGCUGGCCAAACUCCAGGAGUCGUUCAUCACACACAUUGUUGGACCACUGUGUAACUCCUACGACUCGGCCGCCCUCAUGCCCGGGCGAUGGGUGGAGCCUAACCCAGAGGAGGAAGAGCCAGAGAUCAUGGAGAAUGAGGAGGAGGAUGAGGAGGAUACUGUAGAGGAAGAUGCAUCCACCAGCUCAGAAGCAUCACAGAAAGCAACUCCCAAGAAGAGGAGGAAAGUUUUUUGCCAGAUCACCCAGCACCUGCUGGAGAACCAUGAGAUGUGGAAGAAGGUGAUCGAAGAGGAGGUCCAGAACAAGGGUCAGGGGGGAGAGUCUGUACAUUUGAACAAUGUAGCUGAACCAAUUCUAGCUAUUGAUGAGGAAGAAGAGGAAUCAGGCAGCAGAGAGGAGCAGGUAGAAGGGGAGCUGCCAGAGGAGGGAGCAGAGGAACCAGGGUGGCCCCUGUCUCCGAGGGAAGACUCUCAACCUCCAGAUGACUUAGAGGAGGGGGACCCACAGUGAAACCCUCCAUGGGAAGCACGGAGUCAGUCUGGACAAGGAUGUGAAGAAUUUUUUUUUUCUUAUCCAAUUGACAGACUAUUUGUGCCAGCACAUCACUUAGACACAACACUGUAGAUGUUUGGGAAAUGCGUGCCUAUACAGAAAAACAGGGUGGGAUAUUUUGUGCUUUAUACAUUUAAUCUCAUUAUGCCAUUUCACCAAACAUUGAAAUGGGGCUUUACGUAUUGCAAUAAAAGGAUUUUUUGUGGAUUUUGGGAUACUGACUCUUUUGCUACUGUCAAGAGAAGAAGAGAAGUGGUUGCACAGGCUUCAACCCAGCAUGGUGACACAGGACUGCAGAAAUGUGCUGCCAAUUUAUACAUAAUUAUUUUCUGAAUGCAAUUAUAUAUAAACAUCACCAUUAUUUCUGUUGAUUGUGUUCAAUUUUGGCUUUUAUUUGGUCUGAACUAGUUCACAGUAUGUAUUUUUUUCUUUCUAUACAUGAAUUAUAAAGGGAGUGAAUCAAAUGAAGAACAAUUUUCUUCCACUUCAACUUGAGACUAAAUUAAUCCUUAACAAAUCCAAAUCAGAUAUUUAUGCAUAUUGCAUUUUAUGUUUGUUGGCAAAUGACGUACAUAAUGCCAUCACGUGGAGCUAUUUUAAACACAGAUUUGAGUCUCCUCACCGUUUAUAUUGUGUGUUUCAUUGUGUAUAAUGCAGUGAGCUCUUUUACACAUUUCCUCUGCUGAUGGCAAAAAUUAAAUCAGCUGAUUAUUUUAAGUAAAUUUGACGUCACUGUCCCAAAUAUUGUACUCAAGAGACCUGCACUGAUGAGAUAAAGCAGGUUAUUGGACAUUAUUUAAAUAUCAGAAUUCUAAAUACAAGGCUUGGAUUGCACCGUAACACUACUAAAUUAAAACAAUAAAAUUUUAAUCCAUUAAAUAAGAAUGCCAGGAUUAAUUUUUUGGGCUGUUAACCGACAUCACCAUGCUGUUUCCACUCUGAGACACAGACUGUGUAUAAAAAAUGGACUUAACCAUUGGGGCAUUGGCUAUUGUGGCUGUUUUGAAGUCAGUAGAUUGACAUUAGAUUGUCGUUAUAUUUCAACAAAAGGCUUAAGCACAGAGUACAAAAUACCACCAGCACACUAAAACCAGGUAAUGACAGCAUGAUGACCUGUGGGGAAAUUUUAUUGAGAGAAGUUGAUGCUCUUUGAAUCCAUUGAUGUUUUGGAGCUAGUGCUCCAAGUGGUAUUACACUCAGGCACUUCAUUGUGGGCUUCUCGACUCAGGCCCAGCGGUUAUGUCCAUGUUUUAUACAGGCUGUGAAUGGACUCAAGGUGCUGUCUUAUACUCUAUUUUUGCUUACUGUCUUUUCAAACACUUGCAGGUGAUGCUGGCUUUGAAACCUCAGGAAAACCUCAGCUGUAGAAAUUCAAGUAAACUUGUAUCAUAUGUGAGUGCAGAUAGGAAAAUUGGAUUAUAACAGGUUAGGAAAAUACUGAAGUCACCACCCACCACUUUUCCUCUUACCUUUGUUCAGUGAAUCUGUUUGAUUUUCCUGAAACCUCAGGGAGACAUUUUUCUCUUACAAUGGCAAGACACUGUCAAUGUAGGAAAACAUUGUGUUGAUACAUGUGGAAAUAUAUUCUGGAGUGCUUAAAAUAUAUAUAGAAAAAGCAGUCCGUUGACCAGGACAAGAGUGUAAACAGAUACUCCUGUUUAUUACAAGACCUAAAUUCAUAAUGAUGUCUCAGCUUAAAAAAAAACCUUAUGUUUAUGUCAACUCCCCCCCAGACUAUUUAAGAAUUGGGUAAAAAAAAAUAAAAAAAUUUUGAUUAUUUAAAAUGGGGAACAUUUAUAUUAAUAUACAUGUUUUGGGGCAUAUGAAACAGCUCUGUUCACAUGAAGGGUAUAGAGUUUUUUUUAGGUGUUUAGCUGUACUGAAUGGUAGAAUUUCUGACACAUUAUUCUAAGUUAAAAAUCACAAUUUAAAAUCUCAGUUACAACCAGCCAGCAAAUUUGUCCAGCAAAUUUAAAAAAAAAGAGAAGGUAUUUUACGUACAUUUCCUUAGCCAAUUUAACAAAUUAACUAGGCUUAGUUGUGAAAGCAGAGGGUGAAGAGUUGAGGACAAAGUGGUUGUUAACCAGAAACAAAACCCUUCUAUUAGGGAAAAAUAAUCAGUGAUCUUGGAAUGAAAAAUAGGUUAAGAUCUUCAGGUUGUUUUUCAUACUUUUUAUCAAGCACAUUGUAGUUAUUCUGUAACAUCAGCUGGUUGUGGCCAUGUCUCUUCUCUACAACUUAGUCAUGUGAUUAAUUAUGUGAACUAUUUAAAUCUGAAAUUGUGUUUCAGACUUUAAAAAAAAAGACUCAGGCAAAACUGAAAAACAUCUUUUGCAGUAUUUAGUAAAGUGUUUUGAAAAUGUAACAACACACCUCAAAGUGCACAUAGUGAAACAUGGAUGGAAAUACCGUUUGGCUGUUGUCACAUUUUGAGAGAUGCCCUCAAAGAAAGCUGCAUAUGGGUGUUAAGGGAUGAUAAGGAUGAGACCAAACCAUUAUGAGGCAUAGCAGGGGGUAAACUAAACUUUCACAUCUUAAAAUCGUUCAGUUUUUAAUCCUUAUUGGCACAGGCUCUUUCCAUGCAUAAAUGUUAAUAUUUAUAACAAUGUCUUGUUGGGGUAAUCUCUUUUUCACAGGAAAAGGUCUUCCAGACACCUUGUCUCACCUGUAACUUAUAACUAAAUGUACAUCCGAGUGUCUUGUAUGCAGGUUUCUGCACUACUGAACUCUUCCCAUUCUUUCAACUAAUCUUCAGAAAAGAGAGCAGUACACGCCAGCCUGUACAUGAAAUGGGAUAUAAUAGAGCUUGAAGAACAUUGUUUUCUUGUAUUAUCGCAGAUCAGACAGUAACUUCCCCUGUCACCGCACAGUGUUCCUAAUUGUGGUGAAUUGAACAACACAUCCACAAUGACCUCUUUACUGCGACAACAGCUCUGCUGCAGUAUGUAGUAGGACAGGGAGAGGCCACACACAAACUCAGUAAUUGGUUGACCUGCUGAUUAGUCAUUAUACACAUAUAUACCCUAAACCCUGUAUCAGAUUAGAGCUGUUCGAAGCCACUGAGUCAUUCAGUGUAUCUUCCUGCCAAGCGAGCUGCAGCCAUCAUAACAUGCAGAAUAGACACAUUUAAUUUUUUUAACAAACAAAUAAAAAAAAAUCUGAUAUAAAAGUGUCAUGAUAUCUUAAUAUUUUCAUGAAUCAUAUAACUUCCACUUGUAGCUUCUUUUCCAAGCCUCUGAUUUUCAUAAUUACAUAAUUGCAUCACCUUAAAUACUUAAAACUCCUGCAUUGUGAAUGUAUGUGAAUGUAUAUAUAGUGUAGGACACAGUGUGUGCAUGAGAAGAAGCUAGUUUUUUCUUUUUUUGUUUUGUUUUUUCUCUGUCUUUUUGAAAUCUUCCAGCGCCCCCCUAAUGUGACUCUGACCUAUAUUUAGUUAUCACAUACUGUUGCUACUUGUAGAGAUGGUGAAGUAAUGAAGGGCAAAGAGAUGUCGUAAGUUGUUCUUCGACUCCUCGCACUCGCUUAGCUGAAAUUAUUAUUCACAGAAGGUCCUAUAGCAUAUAUUUCCAAGUGCUUCCUCUUACUGCUUUGCCUAGCUGGCAAAAGUAGUAUAAGAGUUAGCCCCCCAAACACACCCAGACACACACAUUUGCAUCAAUACUUGCAUUUAAGCUGAUAUGGUAUAUCAGUUUUAUGGUGUGUGUUUUUUUUUUUUUUUGUUUUUUUUAAGUCUUAAUUUGUUAUAUUCGAUUGUUGAACUUAUUCACACGUGUAAAAUAGUUGUAACCAAUGGGAACCAAACAAGCUUUACAAUUAUGUAAACAUUGUGAGAUGAGUAUUUUUAUAUAGUUGACACAUGAUUAAAAUGACUUCCUUUCUUCUCACUACCUUGCACUUACCACAUGUACUAAAGGAAGAAUAUGUCCAAAUACACAGUAUUUGUGAAGGUAAAAUAAUUAAUUUCCUUGCAGGUUAAUGCUCCAUUUUGUACAAUAUACAUAUAUGCUGUACAGUAAAGAAAUUUUAAAACUACAAAAACUCUUUUAGAUAUACAUUAUUUAUUUUUACCAUUUUGUAAUUUAGACACUAUACUGUAGCUUCAAUAUUGCCAGACUUACUGGAAGUGCCUAUAUUGGUAUAAUGUAUCAUACAGUGAAUAUAUUUGAAGAUCAUUAGACAUUGUCACAAACUGAACCAUGUGGAUGUUGUAAUGUGAAUACAUUGAAUUACAAAAUUACAAUUUCUGUGGUAUCCUU